GGAGUAACAUGUGCCGUGUUCAGAAUCUACAGGUUUGAACAGUUCGCAGCAUGAAAACGGCUGGCGGUUGCAGUAGCACUUCGACAGUAACUCUGUGCAUUUUCUGGGGACCUAGCCGCGAAAAUGAAGGCGUUGUGGCUAGUUUAAAAUGACGUCCAUUAAAGAAGAUGAAAAGAAAGAAAUUCCAGAAAUCAUUCACGAUCCUCAGACCAACAGCACUUACCAGAGGUUACGAUUUUUUGGAAAGGGUGGUUUUGCAAAAUGCUACGAGAUACAGGACUUGAGCACCAAUCAGGUGUAUGCUGGCAAAAUUGUAUCCAAAAAAUUGAUGGUGAAGUCAAGUCAAAAAGAGAAGAUGGCUCAAGAGAUCUCCAUACACAGAUCUCUGCAACACAAACAUGUGGUUGGCUUUCAUGGCUUCUUUGAAGACUCUUUGAACAUCUACAUCAUACUUGAGCUCUGUAAGAAAAGGUCAAUGAUGGAGCUCCAUAAACGUAGAAAAGCUAUCACGGAGCCAGAAACAAGGUUCUACAUGCAUCAGAUACUACUUGGUGUUCAAUACUUGCACAGCAGACGGAUAAUCCACCGUGACUUAAAAUUGGGCAACCUUUUCCUGGACGAUGACCUACGUGUCAAAAUUGGAGACUUUGGCCUGGCAGCCAAAAUUGAAUUUGAAGGAGAGAGAAAGCAGACUUUAUGCGGCACGCCAAAUUACAUAGCGCCAGAGAUAUUGACGAAGAAGGGCCAUUCCUUCGAAGUGGACAUAUGGAGCUUGGGUUGCAUCAUGUACACACUGCUGGUCGGCAAGCCGCCCUUCGAAACUUCCACGCUCAAAGAUACCUAUAAGAGAAUCAAGCAGUGUGAAUACAGUGAGGGCGUAUAUCUAGCAAUGAGCGCUUGCCUCGCCGGCCCGUGGCACAGUUUGGGCAGCCGUUGUGCGCAGGCUCUAGUCAACGAUAACACUGUCAAUCAACGUUACAGAAUCCCGUCGUCACUGCGCAAGGCGGCGGCGUCGAUGAUAGUGCUGCAGUUGCAGUCAGUGCCAGCGCGGCGCCCCUCUGUUGACAAGCUGCUGCAGCACGAGUUCUUCUCGUCGGGCAUCCUGCCGGCCGCGCUGCCGCUUUCGUGCCUCACCACUGCCCCCAGAACAGACCAGCUUGAGGGCAUGGCUCUGCAACGCCGCCCGCUCAAUGAAGUUAAUAUGAAUGAAAACGUGCCCAUGGCGGUGGAUUCGCCGGUGAAGCGCGACCCGAUCCCUGCGGAGCCGCGCUCCGUAGAACCCACCUCACACAGACAGAAUCUCAUCGCACUACGCGACCAACUCGCUGCGUUGCUUACAAGCAAGCUAAAAUGUCGUCCGGAGUGCCUGACCGACGAGCUGGGCGACCCGGCGGCCCAGCCGCUCGUGUGGGUCAGCAAAUGGGUGGAUUACAGCGACAAGUAUGGGUUCGGGUACCAGCUGUGCGAUGAGAGCGUUGGCGUCAUGUUCAACGAUACCACCAAACUAAUCAUGCUUGCUAAUGGAGUGAAUGUGCACUAUAUCAAUCGAAAUGGCCAGGAGCAGUACAUGACAAUGCGCACAUACCCACGAGAUCUCGAAAAGAAGAUGAAAUUACUCACAUACUUUAGGCGGUAUAUGACUGAGCACCUUAUGAAAGCAGGUGCGUCGGUCCCAGUGAGAGAAAGCGACGGUUUGUCGCGAUUGCCGCAUCUGCACCAGUGGUUCAGAACAACACUGGCGGUCAUUAUGUACCUGACUAAUGGAACAUUACAGAUAAAUUUCCAAGACCACACAAAAAUAAUACUGUGUCCGCUCAUGCAAGCCGUCACGUAUAUUGAUGUGGACAAGAACUUCAGAACAUUCAGAUUCAGCACUGUAGAGGAACACGGCUGCGACAAGAAGCUUUACACCAACCUUACUUACGCACUGGAGAAAUUAAACAGCGUGCUCGCCAAUAAACUAUGCUAACCACCGGAAAUCUGUUACUGCGGAUUUGGUACAUAAUAUUUAAUUAAAUGAAUUGAUUAUGAUGCCGCCUGGCAUUUUUUUAGCAGGACCCGUUAGUAGGGGUUAUAAGAAACGCACUCUAAACCGUAUACAUUGUUUUUAAUGUCCUCUGUUGAAAUGCGAGUGAGCACUACAAAUUAUACAGCUAUAAUUAAUGUAUGAUGCCGCCUAGAUGUAUUAAAAUACCAUGUCGAUAUCUUUAAAUUGUAAAAAAUUGCGCUACUUAUUCUCCUACUAAUCGUAGAUUUAGUGCACAAAGGCGAAGCCAAUCACGCCUAAUAGUUAGAUUUACUAUUUCGAAAGUAUAUUGCCAGAAAAUCAAUUUUAUUAACUUAUAUUUUCUUAAUUUAAUGUUCAUUACACUUCUAUGCAAUAGCCCCUGUCAGUAACAAUUAUGGAAAAUAUGAGUUCUAUGUUGGUUGGUUGAAGUACAAAUCUCGAUUACUUCUGUCUCUGACUAUGUCUACCUUUGUGGUGGUGAUAUAUGUUAAGAUAAAUCUUAGUUGUAUCUUUUCGUUUCUAGUGCUGUAUUGUAAUUGAAGUAAAGUGCACCAAGACUGAGGGGCUGGGGUGCGUGCCUUUACACAAGAAUUUCGAAUUGUUUAUUUAGUUUUAUAACUAUAUUUUUAUAACGUGUUUGUGUGCUUCAAUAACAUUGUAUGGGAAAUGAAUAAUUUUGCUAAUUCUCUUCAUCAAUUUUACGUAUUUUUUCUUGGAAACAGAAAAAUUCUCUUUUGUAUGUAUUUCUUUAAAUCUAGAUUUUUCAAUAAACGAAUAUACACGUCAGUAUUACCGCAAUUGAUGUUGAAGCACUGGUGUUUGAACCUUGCGUUUUCCGAGGCACGGUUCACUUAUGUAUUAUAACAAAAACAUACAUACUAUACUAUUUUUGACAAUAAAGUUACAUUAAAAUAAA
Molecule: messenger RNA, 2924 nt
Organism: Manduca sexta (tobacco hornworm)
Lineage: Eukaryota; Metazoa; Arthropoda; Insecta; Lepidoptera; Sphingidae
Gene: polo
Product: serine/threonine-protein kinase polo
Exons: 12
Coding region: 149-1969 (606 amino acids)
Biological process (GO): protein phosphorylation; regulation of cytokinesis; mitotic cell cycle
Cellular component (GO): centrosome; cytoplasm; nucleus
Molecular function (GO): ATP binding; protein serine/threonine kinase activity; protein binding
Source: RefSeq, a predicted model, not a curated record